AUGAAGCUAUCCGCCGCCAUCACUGCCAUUGCGGCCUUCUUCUCAGCUACCGAGGCAUGCAAGUGUGGCAGCAACGUCGACGCCACUCGCGCCUGCUGCCGCAGCGUUGGUGGCAACCCUACGAACGAUGAUUGCCCGGCCAGUGGCAUCAGCGAGCGACUCAGCAACUUUGCAUCCUGCUGCAAUAGCCUCGGCGCGCGUUCUGACUGCCGAUGCCCUGUGGGCUGCGCUCGUGUUGAGACUGACGCCCAGCGUCUCGCGGCCGGCCAGGACCCCCUGACUGAUGAGGAGCUGGCUGCAUACGUCAACUCGUAUCAGGACUAG
This is a messenger RNA of Thyridium curvatum, 324 nucleotides long. RefSeq lists its product as uncharacterized. NCBI's taxonomy places the organism in Eukaryota, Fungi, Ascomycota, Sordariomycetes, Thyridiales, Thyridiaceae. The coding region runs from base 1 to 324 and encodes 107 amino acids. The record is from RefSeq and is a predicted model, not a curated record. The transcript has a single exon.